This is a messenger RNA of Didymodactylos carnosus, 1551 nucleotides long. The record is from the annotation of a GenBank genome assembly. Lineage: Eukaryota; Metazoa; Rotifera; Eurotatoria; Philodinida; Philodinidae.
AUGGCUUACGGAGGAAGUUUCGAUCAAUCAAGCUCAGUGCUUACUCAAGGUGGAAUAGGUGGCGGUUAUGGUUCAAGUUGGGAUUCAUCAGCAUCAUAUGGAUCAGGUUACGGAGCAGGCUUUGGCGGUGCCUCGUCAUAUGAAAGUAGCUAUGGAGCAGGCCUUGGUGGUGCCUCAUAUGGAGGAGGCUAUGGAGCAGGUUUUGGCGGUGCCUCGUUAUAUGAAGGUGGCUAUGGAGCAGGCGCUGGUGGUGCCUCGUCAUAUGAAUCCUCCUCAUUUGAAUCAAGUAGUGGUUUAGGAGGUGGACUCGGUUAUGCCGCAGGAGGUGGACUCGGUUAUGCCGCAGGAGGAUAUGCAUCAGAUUAUGCAGGAAGUGCGGGAUAUGGUAUUGCAGAAGGAAGCAAUGCACAAUGGUCGCAAUAUGGUGCUAAUGUUACCGGUGCAGGUCUAUAUCAAGAUUCUAAUCCACAAAUAAUUAGAAGACCAGCUCCAGGUGGCGGUGUCACAUACAAGCAAAAUAUCUUAGUCAAAUUUUUACAACCACCACCGGUCCCGCCUCCAGGUCCACUCAUAAUCCGAGAGGUUAGACCACCACAACCGCCAGCUCCACCUCCACUUAGAAUUAGACAACAAGCUCCGAGCAGACCUCAACCACCACCACUUAUUCUUCGUGAAAGACCACCACAACCACCACAAUCAGUUGCUAGUCAAACAGUCAUUCGACGAUUAGCAGCUCUUCCAGUUCCACCACGAUCAGUCAUCAUUGAACGAUUACCGCCUCUUCCACCAAAACCACGUGAUAUUGUCAUUGAACGAUGGAUCCCAUACGGACCACAGGCGAAACGACGAACGAUUGUUCAACGUGCAGGAGCUGCUCAACAAUAUGCACGUCCACGAAAUACAAUUAUUCAAUAUGAGACACCACAAGUGCGUGUUGUUAAACAAUUUCAACGCCUAGGAGUUCAAUCAGAAAAUCCUGCAGCGUAUGUUUCUCGUUAUGGUGGUCAACUAGUUGAUGCCGUCACAUUAGUACAACAUGCACGUGCAGCUGGUGUAGUUGAAGAUAUUACUCCCCCUGGUGGAGCGGCAUUUGGCUACAGUGGUGCAGGUGGAUAUGCAUCUGGUGGAUAUGCUGGUGCGGGAGGAUUGGGAUAUGAAGCAAGUUCAAGCUCUUUCGAAUCAUCUGGAUUUGGUGGUGCUGGUGGGCUUGUUGGUGCUGGUGGGUUCGUUGGUGCUGGCGGAUUUGCUGCAGAUCAAAGCGCAUCAUCAUUUGAAUCUGUGGGAAGUGCGCAAUCCAUCACCUAUCCUGUAGGCGGUGAUGUUGCAUCUUCUGGAUUUUCUGGUAACGCGGCAGCUGCACAACAAUACGGUGGAGCAGCAGGCGCUCGCGAAAGCUUCAGUUAUCUUGUCGGUCCUGAUGUUGCAAUAGGCGCACCUGAGACCCACACAGGUAGAUACGAUGCAGCCGGAGCCAUGUUCAAAUUUGCAGAUUACAAUCACGAUGGUACAUUAGAUCAACAAGAAUUCAGUACAUUUAUGCACCAAUUAUAA